Molecule: messenger RNA, 2498 nt
Organism: Pseudomassariella vexata
Lineage: Eukaryota; Fungi; Ascomycota; Sordariomycetes; Amphisphaeriales; Pseudomassariaceae
Exons: 5
Coding region: 253-2013 (586 amino acids)
Biological process (GO): regulation of DNA-templated transcription
Cellular component (GO): nucleus
Molecular function (GO): DNA-binding transcription factor activity, RNA polymerase II-specific; transcription cis-regulatory region binding
Source: RefSeq, a predicted model, not a curated record
GUGCAGAGCAGCAAAGGUGGGAUCAAGCCGCCCUGGGCGUAGUGUUGACCAUGAUUUUGCUGACACGUUGCCUUAUCUAAGGUCAGAUGCCAAGCAAGCCUCCAGGUGGGUAUCUGUAAGAGAUGCUCCGAGUUCAAGAGAGAAUGCGUCUUCCGGACGGGAUCGAGGACGCGGCGGCACAAGGUCGCCCCAGGGAAUGCAGAACUCCCUCCGCUUCCAGGACCUAGCCAGACCUUCAGCAUCGAUUUCAGCAUGCCAGCCUCGAAGGAACCCGGAGAUAACUUCGAUGAGCUACGAGAUCAGCAUGUCGGCUUUAUCAACGACUUGUUGCCAUCAAGUGAUGAGGAAGACGAUUCUUCCGCGUCAGCAUCAGCUCCGUCUGUUGCGUCGACGUUCAACUUUGCCGACAUGUCAACCCCUUCGUCGGCGUCAAGUGCUAGUCGCAGGCCACUGAGCAACCUGGCCAUGAAACCGCAAUUCAAUCUCGACUCGGCCAAGAAAUUGCUGGAUACAUUCAAGGAAAUGUUGCCGCACUAUCCUUGCGUUGUGCUUCCGGAGGAUGCCAGUGUGAGGUCGAUGGCGAAGGACAUGCCGUUCGUUUUGUUGGCUAUCCUCGCGGCAACCAGCUGCUCAAGUAGUCUGCAAGGACACAGUCUGUACGACGAAGAGUUUCGGAAGGUACUAGGGCUGAAGUUUGUGACUGGUGGCGAGAGGUCCCUAGAGUUGCUUCAAGGCAUCUUGAUAUACUCUGCAUGGUAUCCAUUCCACUUGCGACCUAAAAACCGCCAGGCGUCUCAAUAUCUUCGCAUGGCAACCGAUAUUGUGCAUGAUCUCGACCUCGGCCAGGAAAAGACGAUCCUUGCUCGUGUAGAAACGGGACUCCAUGCCGAGGAUAUAGACAAAAUUCGAGGGUUCAUUGCGUGCUUUUACCUAGUUUCGAUCUACAGUGGAACUUGGCGGAAACGCUCGACCCUGCCAUAUACCCAUUGGGUAGACACGUGCUGUGAUCUGCUGGAAACCCAAAGUCAUCGAGAGCAUGACCACUUACUAGCCUGGCUCAUCAGGCUGCAGCACGUUGUUGAAGAAGUCAACGCACUGCGGGACCAGUACAGGGAGCCCAAUUCCAAAAGUGGCCACCAGCUACAACUGAUACGGAUAGGUCUCGAAACCCAACUGAGAGAGUGGCAAACUCGGAUGCCAAUCUACCUCUCAAUGAUGUCGACCCUCAUGAUGACCAUGAUGUUCACCGAGAUGUAUCUCAUAGCAUGUCCCAUUAUGAACCCCCCCAAGACGAGACCAGCGGGUAGUGGUGAAUUCCCCAUUGAUCCCAUACGACUGAUGGGCACCACACACACACUGCGUGCCUUCCUCGGCUACAUCAACGGCUUGCCCCCGGGCUACACGACCCGCUUCAGCACUGCCGACUGGAACCACUUGAUCUCGUGCAACAUCCUCGCGUUCCGCCUCUCGCUGCCCUUGGAAAUAUGCCCUGACUUUGAUACUGCACUAGCGAGACAGAUUCUUAACUAUAAUUCAUUCCUAGAAAAGUUCUGUACGGAAUCAGAAGCCGAGACGAGUGUUGCGGCCGCGCCGAGGAAGACUGACGCGGGCACAGCGUUUCGCAUUGUGCUGCGCGCCCUAAAGAAAAAGUUUGACAAGAAGAUAGCUGCGGAGGAUGCGCGUGCGGCAGCUAUCAAGGAAAGUCGAUUCGUGCGCGGUUGCCCUAUGUUCGAUGGGAGUUUGGACGAACAUUUAGCACUCUGGGAUGGGCAUGGGCAACUGGAAAGCGCUGCAGAUGGCCAUUCGUACUCCACUGCGCAGACUUCGUACUCGGGAACGAGCUCGGAGGGCAGACCUGGGCCAUAUAAUACUAGUGUUGAUGCGAAUGGAAAGCCGCUGGUUUUCCAUGACUUGUGGGCGACCAUGACGAUGGGUUGGGCCGAUUGGGAUACUUCGGAGUCGGACGUGAUUGGCACCGAGGUGACAGGUAUUGAUUCCUCUGGUUUUUUGUAAACGACACGGCAUGUUCUAGAGUUGAAUAAGCAAAAUUAUUAGUAUAUACGCAGUUUCCCAUUUUCGCCCAAGGUCGCAGGGUGAUAUAUUCUGGACUCGGGGGCUUAAUGAAGAAUAGAAGGGGAAACUGCCUACACAGCCAAGUCGAAACCCAUUGUGUCGAGUGGUGUUGCAGACUCAAAUAUGUACAAUUGAGUGAAUUAGAUGCCGAAUCAGUCAGAUGAGGCGAGGCUCGAGUUACGGAAGGCGGAGAGGGGCAAAGACGAGACAGGAACGGGAGACAAACAAUCACGAGAGAGAUAAAGGGAUUAUGAAGGUAGACAUACAUGUGGCCGACGCACAUCGCCGAAGCAGGAUACAUAUGGAAACCACACUCAAGUGCGAUUAACCUUGCGCAUGAAGUGAGUUAGGUGGAGGAAGGAACAACAAGUCGCCUCUGGACGCCGAACCCACUCCAGAGGACCUCGUCAGCGCAUCAAUUUAAG